CUUUCUUUCUUCUUUCUCUACCUAUUCUCUUGACAAGUACUUGUUAUGGUUAGGCCUUUCGCAGUCUUUCAAUUUCUCAUUGAAGAUCACCGGCGACGCAUAAUGGACGACGAGUCCAACUCCGACGCGGAAUUGAGGAACAUUGCGUCUCAAGUUAUACAUGUUUGUCAAAAAGCUCAUGUUCCUCAUCAUUUGGGCAUCUUUUAUAAAAAUAAUCCCUUAGAAUACUCGUUUAGUCUUAUAUUAUUCGAGACUAUCUUGGUUAUUCUACUCUCGAGAAUUGUCCGAUUUCUUCUCAAACCUUUAAAGCAGCCCAGAAUUGUCUCUGAUAUCAUUGGCGGGAUCAUCAUUGGACCUUCAGUUCUAGGGCGCAACAAGUCGUUUACAGAAAAUGUAUAUCCAGAACAAGCUCAAUAUAUGGUGGCGAACAUUGGAGUAUUGGCCUUCAUGUUUUUUGUAUUUUUAUCCGGAGUUAAAAUGGAUCUAGGUUUAAUCUCAAAAACAGGAAAAAAACACUUAUACGUUGCUUUAGUAGGAGUAUUCUGUCCGCUUAUAACCACAGCCGUACUCGGCUUCGUUCUCCGACCUAUGUUGGACAAAGAACUCGCCAAAUUAUCGGGUAUCGGAGCAAUGUCUUCGAGUUUGGCAUUGACUUCAUUUCCCGUAAUUUAUCUUAUUCUUAAAGAGCUAAACCUACUUAGUUCGGAGAUCGGACGAAUGUCCUUAACGACGACAAUGGUCAGUGAUGCACUUGGUAUCAUCGCCAUUAUCGUAUUCGAAGCCUUAAAACAAGGGGAAGAAGGUCAUGGAGACAGUGCCCUAUGGUACGUCGUGUCCACAUUCGUUAUUGGAGCUUUUUUCGUAGUACCCAUUCGACGAAUAUUGUGUUGGAUCGUUCAAAGAACUCCGAAAGGGAAACCCGUCGAUCAAAAUUACGUGAUCAUGAUUUUGCUCGGGGUGUUGGUGAUGGGAUUUUUUACGGACAUGUUCGGAUUAGCAAUAGCAAAUGGAUCGUUAUGGUUAGGUUUGGUAAUACCGGAUGGACCGCCCCUAGGAGCUACAAUUGUAGAAAGAAUUGAGACGAUAGUAAUGGAGAUUUUGAUGCCUUUUGGAUUUGCAUUGGUGGGAUUAUAUACGAAUGUAUUUGUUAUGGCUGAGUAUGGUUGGGACAAACUGGCUCCGGUUCUUAUAAUAUUUUUAGUGGGUUAUGCUUCUAAGAUAGUGUCGGUUUUUGUGGCAUCUCUAUACUUCGGAAUUCCUAUAAAAGAUAGUCUAACACUCAGUUUGAUUAUGAAUUUGAGAGGACAAUUAGAGCUCGUUAUCUUUAUUCAUUGGAUGGACAAAAGGAUAAUUGGAAUCCAAGUGUUCACGAUGCUAGUUUUAUUAACAAUAGUAACGACGAGCAUAUGUGCACCAUUGAUCAGCGUGCUCUACAAUCCAACGAAGCCAUACAUGGUCAACAAAAGAAGAACAAUCCAACACAAUCCUAAAGGAAAAGAGUUACGGAUUGUAGUUUGCAUCCAUGAAAAGGAAAACGUAGUUGGUCUCAUUAAUCUCCUCGAAGUCUCGUAUCCGUCAUCAGAAACUCCGGUCUCCAUCUACGCGCUUCGUCUCAUAGAGCUCGUAGGUCGCGCCACCCCGUUGUUGAUCGAUCAUGACCAAAAUGAAGGUCCUUCGAAGGAUGCAGAUCAUGAAACCAUCCACAAUGCGUUAAAAAGCUAUCAAGAAGCACGAAAAGAUUCCGUACAGCUCCAUUUUUGUACGGCUUUUACCGUAAAGCGAACGAUGUAUCAAGACAUCUGUAAGUUGGCUUUACUGAAUAAAGCUUCUCUCAUCAUCUUGCCAUUUGAACAAGGACAGCUUAAAAUACUUGCAGGAACUGAAAUUGUCCGUUCUGGAACUAAAUCGUCGAUAAGUUCGAAUGUCAUAGCUCAUGCGCCUUGCUCUGUCGGAAUUUUCAUCGACAAAGGCAAUGAAAAUGACACGGUUAGGCUGCAACCCUUUCGACGCGAAUACAAAUUUGUAAUGUUGUUCUUGGGAGGACCGGAUGCGCGUGAGGCGCUCAUAUACGCGGACAAAAUGGUUAUAAACCCGGAUGUUUCGCUUACGGUAGUGAGAUUUCUAUCGGACAACAACGAAGGAGACGAUGUGUUAGAAAAGAAAAUAGACGACGGAGUAGUAACGUGGUUUUGGAUGAAGAACGAAUCGAACGAGAGAGUAGUUUAUCGAGAAGUUGUGGUGAAGAACGGGGACGAAACACUUUCAGCAAUUCAGUCAUUCAACAGCAUUGAUAAUGAUCUAUGGAUUGUAGGUAGAAAACAGGGAAUAAAUCCCACAAUACUUAAAGGACUAACACAUUGGAGUGAGAAUAUAGAAUUGGGAGUGAUAGGAGAUUAUGUUUCAUCUUUUGAUUUUGGUAGUAGAGCUUCUCUUUUAGUAGUACAUCAACAGAUAAUGAGAGUGCAAAAUAUAGAAUGACCUUUUUGCUGUGUUAUUCAAUUUUCAGUAAAUUAUAAAAUAGAUACUAUAUCUUUUUUGGUUA
Messenger RNA from Mercurialis annua (annual mercury), 2542 nucleotides. Its product is annotated as cation/H(+) antiporter 24-like. Bases 46 to 2478 code for a protein of 810 amino acids. The transcript has 3 exons. Gene Ontology annotation, biological process: proton transmembrane transport; regulation of pH. NCBI's taxonomy places the organism in Eukaryota, Viridiplantae, Streptophyta, Magnoliopsida, Malpighiales, Euphorbiaceae. Gene Ontology annotation, molecular function: antiporter activity. Gene Ontology annotation, cellular component: endomembrane system; membrane. The record is from RefSeq and is a predicted model, not a curated record.